AUGAUUUUCACACAUCUCGUCCUUUCUUUAUUUCCAGUUUUGGCUCUUGCCUCAACAGGCCAUACAGAAGAUGACGCUUUAGCGCUUUCAAACGAUCCCAGUUAUAGGAAAAGGUGUACUGUCAAGUCUCUCGGCAGCGUCGACGAAGAUGAUGCCCCAGCCGUCCGCGACGCGUUUAAGAAAUGCGGCAAGCAUGGGAAGAUUGUUUUUGAGGACUCCGAAUAUCACAUCAACACUGUUCUAAAUACCACGGGACUCGAGGACGUCAGCAUAGAUAUCCGCGGUGAACUUUUGUGGGGUACAGAUAUCAAUUACUGGCUGAACAACUCCCUGCCCGUGGGCUACCAAAAUCAGUCAACCGCUUGGGUUCUAGGCGGAAACAAUAUACGCAUCAAUGGGUUUGGGACCGGCACUUUCAACGGCAAUGGCGACGUUUGGUACAGUUUCAUCCGGCAGCAGCCCAAUACCUCAAACUACCCUGGACGCCCACACGCCAUCACGUUCAACGGGUUGACCAAUUCAGUUGUCAAAGGGCUUAGAUUCUUGAGGAGCCAGAUGUGGACAAUGUCCAUCAUCAACUCUCAUAAUGUUGAUUUGGCGGAUAUCUUUGUUAAUAACACCGGAAACGUAUACAGUAGCUCGAACACGGACGGCGCCGACACGAUCAGAUCGUCCGGGAUCAGGUUUGACAACUGGACAGUGUACAACGGCGACGACAGCAUCUCGCUGAAGGCAGACAGCAAAAAUAUCACAAUCACUAAUUCCAAGUUCUACAACGGCUUGGGCAUCGCCAUUGGCAGCAUUGGGCAGUACUACGGGGCGUUUGAGGUCAUCGAGAACGUGCACGUGGACAACAUUUACUUCAAAAACACUCUCCACGCAUAUUACUUCAAGACAUGGACAGCAGAUCGAAAUGGCUACCCUCCCAACGGCGGAGGUGGCGGACGCGGGUACGCCGCCAACAUGGCCGCGAGUAACCUCCAGGUGGAGGGGCUGCGCGGCGGCGCAGUCACCAUCUCCCAGUGCACCCGCUUCUCCGGCGCCCCUGGGAGUGGAAAUUGCACCAACUCCGAGUUCCAGAUCCGCGACCUGGUCAUCGACGGGCUGAGAGGCACCACAUCUGACAGGACAGGUCGCGUAGCCAGUUUCCAGUGCAGCGCCGUCGCCCCCUGCACCAACCUCGCGCUGCUAGACGUCGACGUCAAGUUCAGCAACGGCAGCGACGCGGGGGCGUAUCUGUGUGGCAAUGUCGUGAAUCCGAUUGGAUUCAACUGUACGGGGCCGGCGUGUGAAGGGGGUAGUUCUACGGGAGGAUGUUGA
Clonostachys rhizophaga is the source of this 1320-nucleotide messenger RNA. NCBI's taxonomy places the organism in Eukaryota, Fungi, Ascomycota, Sordariomycetes, Hypocreales, Bionectriaceae. The record is from the annotation of a GenBank genome assembly.